UGCAACACUUGAAUUAGUUUUAGUAGAAGAGAAAUGGAGGACCCAUAGAACAUUAAGGAUGAAUUAAGGAAGGCCUGAGACCAUGGAAAACCUCCCUGCUCUCUACACUAUUUUCCAAGGAGAGGUUGCUAUGGUGACAGACUAUGGAGCCUUUAUCAAAAUCCCAGGUUUGGUCCAUCGAUCUCAUAUGUCAUCCUAUCAGGUGGAUAAGCCCUCUAAGAUAGUAGAUGUUGGAGAUAAAGUAUGGGUGAAGCUUAUUGGCCGAGAGAUGAAAAAUGAUAGAAUAAAGAUAUCCCUGUCCAUGAAAGUUGUCAACCAAGGGACUGGGAAAGACCUUGAUCCCAACAAUGUUAUCAUUGAGCAAGAAGAGAGGAGGAGGCAUUCCUUCCAGGAUUACACUGGGCAGAAGAUCACCCUCGAGGCUGUCCUGAACACCACCUGCAAGAAGUGUGGUUGUAAAGGCCACUUUGCAAAAGACUGCUUCAUGCAACCAGGUGGGACCAAAUACUCUCAGAUACCUGAUGAGGAAGAAGAGGAGGAAGAAGCAAAGUCAGCAGAGUUCAAGAAGCCUGACACCAUGAAAAAUUCUUCUAGAAAAAGAAAGAAAGAAAAGAAGAAAAAGAAACACAGAGACAGGAAGUCCUCUGACUCUGACAGCUCAGACUCUGAGAGUGAUACAGGCAAGAGGUCAAGGCACACAUCAAAAGACAGCAAGGCAGCAAAAAAGGAAAAGAAAAAGAAGCAUAAGAAGCAGCACAAGGAGUGAGAGUAGAAAGAGUGCAGAGGGUGGUUGUGACCUUGAAAGCUCUGGAUCCUAGGAAGACUCAAUAGUGAGAAUAUGGCUUCCCACCCUGUUAACUUCACUCCCAUGGGAGAUGGC
Molecule: messenger RNA, 880 nt
Organism: Nycticebus coucang (slow loris)
Lineage: Eukaryota; Metazoa; Chordata; Mammalia; Primates; Lorisidae
Product: zinc finger CCHC domain-containing protein 17-like
Exons: 1
Coding region: 83-766 (227 amino acids)
Biological process (GO): RNA stabilization
Molecular function (GO): RNA binding; zinc ion binding
Source: RefSeq, a predicted model, not a curated record